AACAGCUGUUCCGCCGCCAAAAACGCCAAUCUACCAACGCUACACGACGGCCCUCCAAAAUGACCCCCGAUGUUCACAAGAGGUAGCGCUGGGCAGACGCAUCGGCCUGUACCGGUUCUGCGGCGAUAUAGGACGAGGCAACUUCUCGCGUGUCAAGCUCGCUGUUCAUCAAUUAACCAAAGAUAAGGUUGCUAUCAAGGUAGUGGACACCAGCCGUUUAGAUGCUAAGGCACUCCGCAUGCUGUCGCGCGAGGUCAGCACACUGGAGUGUGUUUAUCACCCUUUUAUCCUAAGACUGUUCGAAGUGAUAGAAACAUUGGGAAAGAUCCAUCUCAUCAGCGAAUGGGUACAAGGCGGCGAACUGUACAAUCGCAUCACGGAGGUUGGCCCGCUGAAGGAACCUCACGCUGCACUGCUUUUCCAACAAUUGCUACUGGCUGUGAAGCAUCUGCAUAGUUUAGGUUUUGUGCAUCGUGAUAUUAAGGCGGAAAAUGUGCUGCUCGUUAGCGAGGAACGCAUCAAGCUGGCCGAUUUUGGGUUUAGUACGCAACUGGUCAAUGGUCCCUGGCAACAUUUGGACACGUUCUGCGGUUCACCACCGUACGCCGCUCCGGAGCUGUUCAGUGACGAUCACUACAUUGGCGGACCGGUCGAUGUCUGGGCUCUCGGCAUUCUACUCUACUUCAUGCUGGAGGGCUACAUGCCCUUUAAGGCCCCCACUGUUCCCCUGCUCCGGACAGCUGUGCUGAAAGGCGAGUUUGUCAUCUCCACCAGUUUGAGUACGCCAUGCUGUCGAGUUAUCCAACGCAUCCUAGUGCAUACACCCUCCCGGCGACCCACCAUCGAGCAACUGCUGGACUGCCAAUGGUUCAAGUACGCGCAGCAUCAUGCCAACCGCCUGGGACGGGGGAUUCAUCACCAAACCACCGUCAGCCAAAUUCGAAACUCCAACCAUGUUCCUACGCGAAGGCGGAAGAAGUUGUUCUGGUUUCUCCCCGCACCACGCGGUCGCCUUUCCUCGCCCGAGUCGAACUCGUCUAGUCGUGAUAACAACAUUAGCGCUGCCAACCACAAUCAACGUCAUUUUACGCGCCAGCACCAGCCGAUGUCGUCCUCAACGAAAUCAUCGUCCUCCAGGGAUGAGCGCCUCGCCCAUGCACCGGAAAUUCCCAACCUGCGCACGAUCGCCUGCAGCACCAAACGCGCCGGUAGUGUGUUGGAGGAAGGCUUUCUGCACCCGCUCAAGCUAGACCCGGUGGGUGCCGACGGAACGGCCGCUGAACCUCAUCUACAUCAUACCCACUGCAUCAAGGAUCUAUCGAACGAUGUGUCAAAUAAUAAUGUUACAAACAAUAAUGCGAACGGUACGAGUAGUUACAAUAAUCAGCUGACCAAUACCGGGCCGGACCCCGAAACAGGAGCCAAUGGUGGCCGCAAAGAGAGCGCCGCCAGUCAAGAACGUAAAACGCGUCGAUUUUCAUUUGGCCGCACUCUGAAGAAACGCAUCGGCCCAAUGGAGCUCGUAUCAGCUGAGAAUUUAUCAGCGUCGGAUAAGCCCAACAGCAACCGUGUCGUCGAUCUGCGAGAAAAGCUCUACCGUGCGAUCGACGACGAGCACGGUAAGUUCGUGAUGUAUCCGACCACGAACGUUUCGUCCGAGGGCAACCGUCAUCUGCACCCGCUUGAAUCGGAAACCCGGCGACUGAUGAAGGCGCUCGGUGUCACUGGAGACAUGAUAGCACGUGCGGUUACGAAUGGCCCGCGCAGCGACAUUAUCGGCAUGUAUCGGAUUAUAAUGCAACGAUUGCAGCGGGAACAAACCAUUACCCGAUUAUCGACGAUAAACGGCGGGGCGUACGAGUUUCUUGAGUUGAAAACAAUAAACGGAACAUCAUCCUCCGGAUGUAGUUCCGGUCGAAGUGGAGCGAAUAGUGGCGCUGGGCGCAGCACUGCCAACAGCCGACAACAUAUCGAUCAUAACCGCGGAAAAAUUUGUGCCAUUCUUUAACACCUUUAGCGAAAGAGACAUUCUGCGCAUGCUCAUUGCUGUUAACCAAUCAUGUGAUAAACCUGAUGGGAUUACGUGGAUUCAGUUCAACUGCUACUAGUUACAAACUAGCCUUGUAACGUACCAUUUCCAGAGAACCGUUGACAGACAAUGAACGGAUACCGAAGUACCGCUAGUACCGCACUAGUACACAACAAAACUUUAGAGUUAAAUGUAAAAUUUUUAGGCAAAAAUACUGUUGCGAACUGUUGGUUUUAAUGUGGUAUGGUUGCUUUAUCGAUCACUGGUGUUUGGGCAGCUUUUCCUAGUACAAGAGAACAGUAUAGAAAUUUUACAAACCCACAUCAUACAAAUACAAAUUAUCAAUUGAUGUUAGAAUCGGCUCGUUGGAGAAUCCUUAGUCUAACGUGUAGACUGCGCUCUUGUGUAGCUUUAAUCUAUUUAAUUUUUCACAAACAAUCAAAUUCAAUGAGAUUUUUAUGUAAUCAAAUAAGACCCAAAUCGAGUCAUAAUAAGUAUUUAGUUACACCAAUGUGGGAUGGUUUUACUUCUGUUGAAAAAUGUUCGAAUCAUACUUAUUAUAAUGUGCAACAACAGUAUAAAAAUCAAAUUCAAUAUAAAUAUACACCUUUACGUAAUCAAAAAUGCGUUAA
This is a messenger RNA of Anopheles nili, 2661 nucleotides long. Its product is annotated as MAP/microtubule affinity-regulating kinase 3. Gene Ontology annotation, cellular component: cytoplasm. The coding region runs from base 239 to 2008 and encodes 589 amino acids. Gene Ontology annotation, biological process: microtubule cytoskeleton organization; protein phosphorylation; intracellular signal transduction. The record is from RefSeq and is a predicted model, not a curated record. Gene Ontology annotation, molecular function: protein serine/threonine kinase activity; ATP binding; tau-protein kinase activity. Lineage: Eukaryota; Metazoa; Arthropoda; Insecta; Diptera; Culicidae. The transcript has 6 exons.